Molecule: messenger RNA, 693 nt
Organism: Knipowitschia caucasica
Lineage: Eukaryota; Metazoa; Chordata; Actinopteri; Gobiiformes; Gobiidae
Source: the annotation of a GenBank genome assembly
AUGAGGUUUGUGACAAUACCGCCUCCCUCUCUCCCCUUUCCUCCCCCCCACCACCUUCCUCUCUCCCCUUUCCUUCCCCUACCCCCACCUCCCUCUCUCCCCUUGCCUCUCCCCCACCACCUCCCUCUCUCCCCUUUCCUCCCCCCCACCACCUCCCUCUCUCCCCUUUCCUCCCCCCCACCACCUCCCUCUCUCCCCUUUCCUCCCCCUACCCCCACCUUCCUCUCUCCCCUUUCCUUCCCCUACCCCCACCUCCCUCUCUCCCCUUGCCUCUCCCCCACCACCUCCCUCUCUCCCCCUUCCUCUCCCCCGCCUCCCCCAUCACCUCCCUCUCUCCAAUUACCUCCCCCACCACCUCCCUCUCUCCCCUUUCCUCCCCCUACCCCCACCUUACCUCUCUCUUUGCCUCUCCCACCACCACCUUCCUCUCUCCCCCUUCCUCUCCCCCCCGCCUCCCCCAUCACCUCCCUCUCUCCAAUUACCUCCCCCACCACCUCCCUCUCUCCCUCUGCCACUCUCACCAUCACCUCCCUCUCUCCCCUUGCCUCCCCUCUUGGUUCUUCUCAAGCAAAGCCUGCACUGCGUGUUCACGUCAAGGACUCUCACAGAAGAAGAACAAAGGCAGAGGAAGAGGAAGAGGAAGAGGGAGAUGAAGAUGAAGAGGAAGAGGGAGAUGAAGCCAGAUACAACUGA